AUGCUCAUCUAUUACCACCCCGUGGCCAAUUCCCAACAACUCUCGCAACCCGUCACAUCCAUUUUACCCGCCUCCGUUGUCGCCGGUGUCGUCGACAGCACCCAUGAAGCCAAUGACGCCAUCUGCGACCAUUUCAGGAGCUACUACAGGAUUACUAAAGACAUCAACAUCGCUCACACGGAGAUGGAAGCGUCUUUGCUAGAGUUGGAUGCUUUUGUGACCAAGGUGGGAAGGCUUUCGGCGUAUGCUCAACUGCGUGCCCGUUCUAUCCGAUUAUCCGUCGACUUUGAGGAUCUCCUCUUUUCUUCAGCCACCCAUUCAGCCCAGCUAUCCAACUUUUGCUUUGCAUCUGCCAGUUUGGUGCGUUGGCUGAGAGAGGAGGAGGUCGGCAAGUUGACAGAAGAACAGAGUGAGGAGGAGGUGCGAGCGGCGUAUGCUCAACUGCGUGCCCGUUCUAUCCGAUUAUCCGUCGACUUUGAGAAUCUCCUCUUCCCUUCAGCCACCCAUUCAGCCCAGCUAUCCAACUUUUACUUUGCAUCCGCCAAUUUGGUAGUGCAAGCCUUGGCCGAUCGAUCUCAGGUGGCUAACAGGAUGGUUGUGAUGGAGGAGGGGCAUAAGGAGGUGUUGGAGGAGAGUAGGCAGAAGUAUGAGAAGGACAUUGGGAAUUACAAUCGUGAGACGCAGAAGUUGAAAUCGCAGAUCGUUACUUUGGAGAAGGUUGAAUAG
Molecule: messenger RNA, 726 nt
Organism: Cryptococcus wingfieldii CBS 7118
Lineage: Eukaryota; Fungi; Basidiomycota; Tremellomycetes; Tremellales; Cryptococcaceae
Exons: 4
Coding region: 1-726 (241 amino acids)
Source: RefSeq, a predicted model, not a curated record